AUGACGCUGACCAUGGAGGACGUCGUCGCCAAGCUCCGCGCCGACGACGAGCUCAAGGUCUUUGUCGCGCCCGAGGUACCCGUGACGGAGAUCGCGAGUGCGAUCAUCGCAUCUGACGCCAAGCCCACAAAAGACGCGAGCGCCUCGAGCGGGUCGGAAGAGUUUCUGCAAAAGCUAUCGGUCGCGAUCCAGCACAUUGACUCGUCCAUCGAAACGUACGUAAGCGCGUCGCACAUGGAGCUUCUGCGCCAAGUUGGGUCCGUCGAUGGGCUCAAGCAGCACGUCACGACACUGCACAGCGACGUCACGGACGUUAAACAUGCAAUCGACCGCAUGGACAACGACGUGCAAAAGGUCCGGCGCGUGCUCUCGCGCACGAUCCAGCAGCUGCGCAAUGUAGACACGUGUAGCUCGAUCGUCCAGCGUCUCCUCCGCUUCCAGACGCUGGCGCUUGGGCUGCGCGCGCUGUCGCCCAUCGUGUUUGCUGCGCCGGCCGACGACGCCGACUACUACGCUGCGUGCUCCAAAGCGUCACUCGCACUCUACGAAGCCGAGCUCUUGUUGCAGUCGAGUCAAGACGCGUCGCGCUUUCAAAGCCUCUCGCUCGUGGCCCCCGAAGUGCCCCAUCUUCGCAAGCUCCGAGCCCACUUGGUCAAGCAAAUGAAGACGACGCUCAAGAUUGGCAUGUCGUCGACCGACCAGACAGCAAUUGCAAGCACGCUCCAAGUCCUCUACCAGCUCGGACUCGACACGUUCUCCGAGACAGUCCAAGCCUGCGUCAACGAAGUACUCCACGACUUCGAAACCAAAGCCACGAACAUGCUCAAGGAAAGCCACAUGGCGACGACGACCAACGACGGCGAUGCCAAGGCGGCCGACGCGUGGAUCGCAGCGCAGAACGUUCUCGAUUUGCUCUCGUCGUACGCGCUGCAAGUGUGGCACCUACAGCGUGUCCUUGUCAAGCUGCCGAGCGGCGGGUCGACCAAAGCGUGCUUCUUCGAUGCGGUUGUGCAGCCGGACGAGCCGUCGCUCGUCUUGACCUUUUGGGACAUUGGCUGUGCGCUCCUCUCGGAGCUCUUCAAGAAGGCCAUGGAAUACCGGCUGAGCGUGAAGAGCGUGCUGAUUGGCCACUACCCGCGGCUCCGCGCCGAGGCUCUCCGCAUCGUGACGGCGUGGGCUGCGACGACGGCGCGGCUCUUGUUGGCCGACGCCGGGCGUCCCCACCGCGCCAUGGCGCUGCCGAUAAACUCGAUGCAAGCCGAGCUCCUCGAUGCGUUCCAAGCGAUUGCCACCAAGUUCCAAGAGCGAUCGGGCGACCGCCUUUUGCAUCCGAUCACAAUGAUGUUUCCGCAGUCGAACGGGUACCACCCGUCGCCGCCAAGCCGCAGUGACAUGCACACGCUGCUCAAGAUCCUUUCGGUCGAAGUCGACGCGGGCGGCGACGACCCCGUCGUUGUGUGUAUGGUGCUGCAUGGCGUGCGUCGCGCGGUCGAGCAGUUUUGCGCCAACAUUGCGUCCACCGCGCAUGCUGGCGCGUCGGCGUUAGCGCUGCCACCGACGUCGGCCCGCACGGUUGCCCACGCCCACAACAUGGCACUGCUGCACCUCUGCCACCAGCUCGACGACGCGCUUCUCGAGCUGCCGAUCAACAAAAGCGAAGGCGUGGCCGAGGCCAUUGCGGGCCCGCUCGCGUCGCUUCGCGAGCCCCUCGAGCGGCUCUCGCAGCGUCUGCUGAGUGCGUACUUGGACGUUCUCGCAACGCGCUGCGAAAGCAUUUUCGCAAGCAUGCACGAUGAGAGCUUUGUCUCGAACGUCACCACCGACCGCUUCAUGGUCGAGUUGACCUCCGUCUUCAACGUGCUCUUGACCGAGCACUUUGGCCGCCUCGGCCUCGACGGCGCGACGAUCGCGACGACGUGUCUCGAUGCGUUCUGCAACCGGCUCCUCUCGGCGUUUGCGCGGCACAUUGCGCUCGUCCGGCCGCUCAACGACCAUGGCAAGUGCCGCUUGGUCAACGACAUGGCGCAGCUCGAAGCGUUCUUGAGCCGCGUCCGGCCGCUCCACGGCCUCGUGUUCGAGGAGUUUCGGGCCAUGAAGCACGUCCUCUUCCUCGAGAACGACCGCAUCUUUCGCGACGCGCGCCUCGACAAGGUGCGGCCGAGCAACGUGUGGCACCACGUGCUCUCGCGGGCUCCUGCGUCGCUCGCCCUGCCGCACAAGACCAACAACAUAUCGGCCGCCGCGUACGUCUUGUGGAUGGAGACCAGCGCGGGUCUCGACGCGUACAGCCCGCCGACGCCGCCGUCCGAACUGCCGCUUGGCCGCGCGAGCUGGAGAGACCGCACGCUCGCGCUCGCGGCCGAGCAAGCCAUUUGGGCAAAUGUCGCGAGCACGCUGGAGGCUUAUGCGCAGCGCACGGCGGCCUUGGGACAACCCGUGGACCAUAUCUAUGACCUAAUCACCGCGUUUGGGCCGUCGCUCCUCGCCGGCUACGAAGUCGCGACCAAGGCGUACCUCUUCCCUUGA
Saprolegnia diclina VS20 is the source of this 2526-nucleotide messenger RNA. RefSeq lists its product as hypothetical. The transcript is spliced from 2 exons. Bases 1 to 2526 code for a protein of 841 amino acids. Gene Ontology annotation, biological process: intra-Golgi vesicle-mediated transport. Lineage: Eukaryota; Oomycota; Saprolegniomycetes; Saprolegniales; Saprolegniaceae. The record is from RefSeq and is a predicted model, not a curated record. Gene Ontology annotation, cellular component: COG complex.